Molecule: messenger RNA, 1266 nt
Organism: Mollisia scopiformis
Lineage: Eukaryota; Fungi; Ascomycota; Leotiomycetes; Helotiales; Mollisiaceae
Exons: 5
Coding region: 1-1266 (421 amino acids)
Source: RefSeq, a predicted model, not a curated record
AUGUGGGCGAGCAAAGAUAACCUCCAUCCGAGACACAGUCACUUGAAAGAUCACUUUCCUUCUUCCGAGAUCGGAGCACCUCCGCAAAUUAUACACCAAGGGCCUGAAAGCUGGACAGCCGGAGAGCUGAGGCGCAACUUCCUCAAAAGUCUGCGAGCCAGAUAUUCACGCGGUAUGGCAUCUCUAACACGUCCAGUGGAGUUUGCCCGCUUUCCAAAGCUUCCUCCUGAGCUGAAAUUGAAAAUCUGGAAGCAUGCUGCAAGAGAAGGUCGUGUCAUAGAAGUCUACACACGGAGAAUUCGUGGGAAGCCAAAGAAGUCCUGGACAGAUUCAGUCACUCCAGCUGUACUCCACGUCUGCCACGAUUCUCGAAAGGAAGCUCUCAAGCACUAUCAACUGCUAGAAGUGAGCAGUCAACACUAUUAUGCCGAAGAUGGAACCGAAUCCGAUGCUGGAGAAGCAGGAGAGAACUGGAUAUGGGACGGCUACGAAGCCUCCAAUGCUUCUCUGUCAGAUAGCACUAGUCUUGAUCCAGAACCCUUGGGGGCCAACAAGUUCGAUGUACACCCCACCUUCCGAGCAUAUAUAGGUGCCAAUGAUGUGCUUUAUCUCAACUUGAAGCACAGUUGGGACUUUGAUGCCUUCGUUUACUUCCUGUACUCAAUUAUUCAUCAAGGCAGCCAGAUGUCACUUCGUGGCGGCCAGGUUCCGUGCAUUGCCUUCAACGCGCAGACUUUCUUGGGCCGUCAAGGCGACGAGUACUUUGGCGAGAUCGCCGAGAUCGUCCCUCUCCUUACACCUCACAUCUACCUGGUCACCGAAGAUGUUUGCUGUGGAGCAGAUGGAGUGCAUAGGCGAGCGGACACUAUACUUGAUAAAACACCAACAUUCUCAGAUGAAAUGUUGGUGGAUGAUUUUGCAGAAGCUGUGGAGCAGACGAUCGUUACGUACAAACACUCUCAUCCGGACCCGAUUGAUAGGCCGUUACCAAAGCACGCAAUUCCCAUCCAAGUCAGGGACGGUGACAACAAUGAUCCCAAGAAAAAUCCAGGGUCCAAAUCCGUGAGUUUAAAGAGGCAGAGUCUCAUUUCUGCGAAAAGGAUGUAUGGGCAAUAUCCCUCUGACAUGGUGAUGUUCCGGCUUGGUAAGGACCAGGGUUCUCACGUGCGAGCUUCAACGUCUGUAAGGAUGCAGGCCUCGAUUUGGGUCAGCCUUACAAUGCGCGACUGCAAGCACAGGGAUAGCAUGCAGAGUCGCGGGUACUAG